Molecule: messenger RNA, 3286 nt
Organism: Amphimedon queenslandica
Lineage: Eukaryota; Metazoa; Porifera; Demospongiae; Haplosclerida; Niphatidae
Exons: 5
Coding region: 168-3122 (984 amino acids)
Source: RefSeq, a predicted model, not a curated record
UUAAUGCUAAAGGGAGAAAUGGCUAUACACCAUUACAUUAUGCAUGUGACAAGGGUCAUUUUGAACUUGUUAAAAUUCUGAGUAAUCAUCCACAAUGUAAUAUUGAAGCUGAAGAUAAUUACAAUAGAAGGCCAUUACAUUUUGCAUUUAAUAAUCGAUUUCCUGACAUGAAUAUUGUCAAUUAUCUUGUUGAAGUUAAAGGUUGUAAUACUCAGGGCAUAACAACAUAUAAUAGGAGAACUCGAAAUUAUCUUCAUAUUCAUCAAUCCAGUGGUAUAGCAUUAUUACGUGUUGUUAAGUGUAUAUUGACAGGCCCUCCUGGUGCUGGUAAGAGUACAUUAAAAAAGAGACUCCUCAAUCAAUCUCUUGAUACAGGUCCUUCUCUUAGUACUGGUGUAAUUGAUGCAGUGGUACAAGUUGACUCAUUUCGUAAGCUAUCACAGCACAAUGCAGUAGUGACUACAGAAUGGAAGGAACAGGAACUUGAUGAAGAAGCUAUACUGAUCACUAAAAAACUAUUACCAGCAAACAAUACGUCAGAUGAAAGUACUAGACCUAUUGCACCUAAUGAAACAUCAGAUGAAUGUACUGGUACACCUCAGCCUACAUCAGUGGAUGAGACAGUAGGUCUAACUUCAUCAUUUGAAAACAAACAAGAAUCACCAAAAGGAAUUGAUUUGUCUCCUAUUACUAGUCAACAGGGCUAUACAAGUGUUGGUGCUUCUUCACCAGUGUUCAUGGAGGCAGCAAUUGACACAGUUGUCAUUGGUGAGAGCUCAAUGGAGCAUGAAAAUGUACCCAAUUCACCUGCAAAAAAAGUUGAUCGUGAAUUAGAAGAAACCAAAAGUAAUACUGAAAUACAAAAAAUCAGCUGUUCAGUAAAUGAUUGUAUCAGAGGUUUAUCAGAUUAUGUAAAGAAGAUACCUGUUAGAAAGAGAGAAGAAUAUGAGAGGAAAUUUGAAGAAGCAAAAGAUGAAAAGCACACGAUGUUGCACAUCAUUGAUACUGGAGGACAACCUGAGUUUCAUGAAAUAUUACCAGCUCUUAUAACUGGCCCAGCUAUCAAUCUACUGGUAUUCAAACUAACUGAAGAUUUAAGGAGUCGCUAUGAAAUAAUCUAUCGAACCUCUACUGGUGAUUCUAAACCUUAUGAAACCUCAUUGACACAUGAAGAAGUGAUAUUCCAUUCACUAGCAAGCAUAGCUUGUUUAAGACAAAACACUAUUGGAUGGAGUUUUGAUGAAAUACCUAUUAAAGAUAAUUCAGAACCCGUUGCCUUCCUUAUUGCUACACACAGAGACCAAGUUGAUGAGAAUAAAGUGAGUGAAGUCAACCAACAACUGAGAACCAAGAUAGAGAACAGCUCACACUUUUUUGACUCUGAUCUUAUACAGUUCUCUCAAUCGGAGCAAGUCAUUUUUCCACUUGACACCACAAAGGAUGAAAAAGAACUAGAUCAUCUUCGUUUUCUACUUCAUGACGCUAUAGCUAAAAAAUUCCAGGAAUUAGAAAUACCAGCAUCUUGGUGUACUCUUAGUUUAAAAUUAAGAAAAAGUAAAAAAAAGCUUUUCAAAUAUGAUACAUGUUUUGAUUUAGCUCAAGAGUGUGGUAUCAAGGAUACAGAAGAGUUUAUUAAUGUUUUAUGGUAUUUACAUCACAGAGUGGGCAUCAUCAUGCACUAUCCUAAUGUAGCAGGUCUGGAAGAUAUUAUCAUCACUGACCUUCAACUGGUGUUUGAUCGUAUCACUAAUCUCAUCACAACUUGCUUCACUUUUGAACAGUCAGGUAGUGCUGCUGUGGAGAGAGAGUUUCGUAAAAAUGGACGCUUUUCAGAGUCACAACUAGAUAAAAUUUCAUUACGAGAGAAAGGUGAUCCUCUUAAUGCAAAGAGGCUAGUAGCACUACUGAAGCAUCUUUAUAUUGUAGCUGGUCCUAUGAAAGAUAAAGUUGGUAGAAAAUCUGUCAAGUAUUAUUUUAUGCCUUGUGCUCUGAAACCAGCAGAUGUAGAAAGAGAGGAGAGAGAUGGGUCAGUUAGUCCAGCUCCUUUAUUGAUAUGUUUUGAGUGUGGGUAUACUCCUGUUGGUGUAUUCUGUUGUCUAGUAGUGUAUCUUCUUGAUCAGAAGACAGAUCAAGUAAUGAGUUGGAAAUUAUCUGGUAAUGAUCAAUAUCGUAACAGGAUUACCUUUCAAGUUGGGCAAUACUAUGAUACUGUUACCUUAAUCUGUCGUGCUACUUAUCUUGAAGUUUGGAUUCAGCAAAUAAAAGGUUCAAAACUGUCGACAAGUGAUUUAUUAUUAUCAUUGCACAAAGGACUAGUCACAGUGACACAAUCACUCCAUUACACUUACAAGUCAAAGCAUAUGUUUGGAGUACCAUGUACAGUUUGUACUGCAGUACCUCAUCCUGCUGUAAUUGAAUUUAAUGAAAGUGCAACUAUGUGUGUGAAUGGCAGAAUAGUUGAGUUUAAUGAAAAACAAUUAUACUGGUCCACUAAGGUUGUUGAGCUGAAUAACACAACACAAAAUACAAGCAGCAAAAUACCACCUCAAACUGUUUGUCCUAGAGACUUGUUUCGUGAACAUUCAGCUGAUAUUACCCAGUGCAUCUCAUUAGAUGUAAUACGUGUUGCUGAUAGACUGUUUGCUGCAAAAGUGAUACCUGAAGCAUUAAGAAAUAGAAUAUCCACAGUGCUUGGUUUAGAUGGCUAUGAAAAAGCCAACAGAAUAACAAUUCACAUUCAAAAUACUCUCAGUUCUCAUUCAAAUCCAAUUGAGUAUCUUACUGAUGUGUGCUAUGCAUUGUUCCGUUUAGAAAAUGAAAUACUCAAGCACUUUCUUAUUAGCAUACUAAACAAGCUAGGAAAACCCCCACCUCAAGGAAGCAUACAGGAUAUCAGUAAAAGCUCUUCUAUACUAAACAAAAGGCCAAGAACAGCACAAGAUGACGCAUCUCCUGGCAAGAGGUUUGAGAUAGACCCUGAAGGUUCUUAUGACAGUACUUUUGAUGAAGGAGAGUCCUCUGGUAGUGGUAUUUUACAAAAUGAAAGUAGAGGACACAAGAGACAGAGAGAAGAUAAUAGUUCCCCUGAAACUUUUACUAAAAUGAAAAAGUCAACAACUUAAACCUCAAAAGUUAUUGCUAUAAUCCUUUGUCACUUAUUAUUGCAACACAAUCACUUAACAUUACACUUUUGUCACUUAGCUUUUUGUUAUAAAUAAUACAACCACACAAUUUGGACAUUAAAAAUAUUAAAUAGAAAUCAUUAUAAUAGUCAUUUCACAAAUCA